Molecule: messenger RNA, 4192 nt
Organism: Arachis duranensis
Lineage: Eukaryota; Viridiplantae; Streptophyta; Magnoliopsida; Fabales; Fabaceae
Exons: 3
Coding region: 1-3789 (1262 amino acids)
Source: RefSeq, a predicted model, not a curated record
AUGUUAAAGAAAAUUGUUGUCAUUUCAAUCAGAGGGUGUUACAGAUCAGUUUGCAAUCACCCAUUCCUUGUUGCCUUUUUGGGGUUCUUGUUUUUUCUGUAUAGAUUUCUUCCAUUUCUGUUCUCUAUUUUGGUGUCUGCAUCCCCUGUCUUAGUCUGCACUGCUGUACUGCUUGGUACCCUCCUCAGUUUCGGGCAGCCAAAUGUGCCUGAAAUUGAAACAGAAGAAGAGAAGGUCACUCAUGGCAUCUCGUCCUUCCAAACUGGUUUCUCGGAAGGUUAUACUGUGGUUUCUCACAGAGAUGACAGGUAUUUUGUGAAAGGGUAUUCGGAGAUUAGAAGUGAUGUAGAUGACAGUGGCAUUGAUGAAGCCAGUUUGUUGGGUGAGAAAGAGGAUCAUGGCUUUCUUUCAGAUGCACUGCCAGAGCAAGAGAACUUCCAAAGUGAUCGGCCUGAUAAGAAAUUGGACGAGGAAGUGGAUAAGGAAUUUCGCAGUUUUGAGUUUGUAAAGAGGAGGGAAACCGCAGAGAACAUGAGGUCUGAAGGUGUUUCAAGUGACGAGGAAGCUAUUGAGAAGCAAUAUGUAAUGGUUGAAAAUGUAAAUGAUGAUGAUGAUGAUGAUGAUAUUUCUGAGAGUAAGAAUGAGGAAACUCCAGGAGAUCAUGCAGACCCUUCAGCCAGUUCAUCUUGGAAACAGGAGGAAGAUAACCAUGAUGAUGAUGAGGAAUCUGUGGAGUCGGGUUCAGAUCAGGCCGAGAGCUCUUCACCUGAUGCUUCUAUGGCUGAUAUCAUUCCAAUGCUCGAUGAACUCCACCCCCUAUUAGAUCCAGAUGCCCCACAACCUACUCUUUUGUCCCAUGUCACUUCUGGUGCUGUGUCUGAUAAGUCUCAGCAAAGUGAUGACGAGAGCAUUGAGUCAGACGGAGAUGCUGAAAAUGGUGAAGGGGAGGAUGGUCUUGACGAAGAGGGAGAAGAAACAGAUGGUGGCAAAGAGGAUGAAAGUAAAUCUGCUAUUAAGUGGACCGAGGAUGACCAAAAGAAUCUCAUGGACCUGGGAACUUUGGAGCUAGAGAGGAAUCAACGGUUGGAAAAUCUCAUUGCAAGGAGAAGAGCACGGAGAAUGAUGACCGAGAAGAAUCUAAUAGAUUUAGAUGUUGCUGAUCUUCCGUAUAUUGUUCCACCCAUAGCUACAUCAAGACAUAACCCGUUUGAUCUCCCUGAUGAGUCCUAUGCUGCCAUGGGAUUACCUCCCAUUCCGGGAUCUGCUCCAUCUGUUUUGCAGCCAAGAAGAAACCCAUUUGAUAUUCCUUAUGACCCAAAUGAAGAAAAACCUGAUCUUAAGGGAGACAGUUUUCAACAGGAGUUCUCAAUGUUCAAUCAAAAGGAUUCUGCAUUUUUUCGGAGGCAUGAAAGUUUCAGCUUGGGUCCAUCAGCAUUUGGGAUGUCCAAGCAUGAAAGGCAUGAUAUUAAUUGGAAACCUAUCUUUAUAUCUGAAAGGAUGGAUUCAGAGGGAACAAGCUAUUCAUCAUUCCAGAGGCAAUCAAGCGAAAUGAGUGAUUCAAAGUUGAGUUCUGUUCCAGAUACUGAAUCAGUUAGUUCCAUUGAUCAGGAUGAGAGGAAACUCGGUGAGCAAGACCUGUCUCGAGAAGCUGUAAUAAUAACUGAUGCUGAUCAUGCUUCUGAUGGUGCUGAACAUGGAAGCCAACCCUCCGGAGCAAAUGAUUAUGUUGAAACUGAGAAUAGCACCCUUCACCAUGAUGAAGCUGAAAUAUUGUUGGGUGGGAUGGAGAAUCCUUCUGAGAUGGAAUUCUAUCAUGACGCGAGUGAGGUUGAAACCCCCAGGCAAUUAAAUGCUGCGGAGACACAGUUGAGAGGUGAACCAAAUGAUGAUGACAGCAGUAGCAGCAGCAGAUCAAGCCAUUCUUCAGUAUCAGAAGUGAUUGACAAUAUACCUGAUGAAAAAAUGGAAAAAGAAGCAAAUAUUCAGCAUCAAGAUGGUCAUCUUGCAGAAUCUAGAGAAUCUAGACUUUCAACUCAAACUUCUGGGGAGGAAUCUAGAAUUUCAGCUCAAUCUUCAGGGGAUGAAUCUCAUUUCCAUAAUGCAAGUAAUGAGGUGGAAGACAAUCAACAUGUAGAACCUGUGUAUGAUUCUAGUCCACCUGCUGCUGAAAAGCUUGAUUCUUUUCCUUCAAUGUCUUCUGAUUCAGCCAUGGAGACUCUUGAGAGGGCAGUGCCUCCUGUUUCGGUUGAAAUGACGGCUAAUUUGUCAGAUAUGGAAUGUAAAGCACAUGAUGAGAGACUAGAGGGUAAUUCUUCUGGUCGUGUAGAAACUGAAGCAGCCCCUUCUGAACCACAUACUGGAGUAAAAAAUGAGCACCAUGUUCCUGCAGAUAGGAUUUCUGCAAUUUCGCCAAAUUCUGUUCAUCAGAGUGCACCUACUACACCUGAGUUUCAGGAUUUUGAUUCUCCUGAUUCAAACUAUCAAAUGGCUUCUGAAAAGUUGAAUAUAUUAGAUGAUAAAUUCGUGGGAGGAGGUCCAGAACCUGAUGAAGUACCAAGAUUUGAAAAUGCUAAUAUGCCUGAUUCUGCAGUACUAGAUUUACAGCAUUCACGAGAAUCUGUGCAAGCUCCUGCAGUUCAUCCUAGUGUUCGUUCUGAAGAUGAAGCCUUAUUGUCAAGAUCCAUGGAGCAAGGCAACAUUGAUCUUCGCCAAGAUUUUGACCAGAAAAUGGCUUCGUUUACAUCAGAUAGUCAACAUGAAAUUGAUGUGAAAUCUCCCUCUAAAAUGGAAAGUGUGCAGUCAAGCUCAGAUAAAUUAGUAGCUGGAACAUCUUCCAGUGGUCAUGAUGAAAAUGAGAUAGAAUCUGCGUAUGAUGUUGACACUUCCAACAAUGACGAAGUUGAAGAAUUGCAUGAUGCCACAGACCAAACUCCUCUAAAUGUCUCAUCAGCGACUUCUGAAAUAUCUGAGACUACUGAGUUCAAUUCACCUACUGGCGAAGUGGAUUUGGUAGUCAUUGGCCAUGAGGCUGUUGAUAAUGAAUACCUCAGUGAGGCACAAGAACAUCCAGAUACUUCGGCUGAGAGCUACACGUCUCAAGCUACCGAAGAAAGUAUCAAUGAUAUAAAGGAAAUUGAUGAAGGAUUCCUGAUGGAGUUGGACACUGUUGGGGAUUUUCACGUCAACAAAGACGGUGAUUUACUUCAUACUAACCACAUGCCCGAGAUCACAGCCUAUAUUGAUCAGGAGAUCCCUGCUCUUGAAGCAAGAUCACUUGAAGAUAUUUACUUGGCCUUUAAGCAGCUUCAAGAAGGAGUGGAUGUCAAGGAGGUCAUCGUUCCAAGUAUGAUUAAGGAUCAGCUUGAAAGUGAAGAAUCUAAAGAUAACUUGGAAGCUAAAUCAGACCUUCAUGUUGUUGAAGCUAGAUCUUUGGAAGAUAUUAACACUGCUUUGAUGCAAAUCCAGGAAGGUAAUCGACAGGAGCUGACAAAACCUUCGGAUUUGAAUGAGGGAUCAGUCAAAGUGGAAGCAGAUGGAGCUGGCUCAGCACAGGUGGGUGUAUUUGCUGAUGUAGCGGCCAGUACGGAGGAAGGGAACAGAACUCCAGGAGACGAAUUGGAAAAUGCACCUGUAAGUAGUUCCAGUAAAGAGGUGAGAACUCCAGAAGACAAAUUGGAAAAUGCACCUGUGAGCAGCUCCAGUAAAGAGACGAAAUCUCACACUAGGAAAUCUAGUUCCAGUUCCAGCUCCAGCUCCAGCUCCAGCUCCAGCUCAAGUGAUUCAGACUGAAACUGAGAAUUGAAAAGAAAAGAGGUUGAAGUUUCUUAUUUAUGGUGGUGUUUUAUUUCUUUCUUCACUGAUGAUGGUUUGGGAUCCUAGCAUUGGCACUGACAUGUGUUGGUCAAUUGUAGUUAGUCAGGUGAGGUUUCUAUAGUUUUGAUGGAUUUGGUUUCUUCAAGAAUGAUUUAUUGUUGGUUUUAUUUCUUGAAGUGUGGAGUUUUUUGGUUCAAUUUUACCCUCUUCUGAGUGUGGCCAGUUUGGUUUAUAGAUUGAGAGAGAUUAUUUUUCCAACAGUUGCAAGUUGUGUAGUCCCGUCCCUAAGAAAAGAAAAUUGGUGUAUUGUACAUUACAUUACAAUGUGAUUGUAGAAAUGUUUAUUUGGAGUUUUUUUAUUUAUUUAUUUAUUUUUGUA